AUGGACGAAGUUGAUACCUCUAUUGUAAGUUAUUCUUACAUUUUAUAUUCUGUAUUUUAAAUUUUGGUAAAAACAACAAAAUCUAACCUUAUAUAGACUUUUAGACGUCUUAUAGCAACAUUACUAUUAUGGUUUAAAAAAAAUUUUUUUCUUAAUUUUCAGCCCUCUUCGCAGUCCCGAGCUGUUGAACAUCCAUUUUUCGACCGGUCUUUGGUGAGUUUUUUCAACCUUUUAAGAUUUACCCAACCUUAUCCUUUCCUUAUAUUUUAUUACGUGCCGACAAUUCUUUAUGUCGGCACCUAAUAUUACAGACCACGCCAUAUUUUAAUUUUAUUUAUCCUACCAUAAUAUGCUACCUUAAUACCUUAAUAAGGUAGCAUAUUAUAUAUAUAUAAGAUACACCAUCGAAACCAACCCUCCAACUCCUCACCAGGCCAAUACCUACCUUAACACUUACUUUCCAGAAGUUUGCAAUUCCAGUGAACCUCCUGCUAUGUAUUGUGACAAUUGCUUUUGUGCUUCGUAUUGCUCAUGCCACGAUGAAUGUCAAGAGAUAUCGUCGAAAGAGAGCCCUAAUAUUGGCCGAUAUUUUCGUAGAUGACAACGACUUCGACCGGUACAGUAAACUUCUAGAAAGUGCUAAUCAUGCUGAAAAGAAGUGA
This is a messenger RNA of Bursaphelenchus okinawaensis, 662 nucleotides long. Lineage: Eukaryota; Metazoa; Nematoda; Chromadorea; Rhabditida; Aphelenchoididae. The record is from the annotation of a GenBank genome assembly.